AUGCCGGCAUCCAUUCAAGAGAUUUUUCCGUCGUCGUUUAUGGUACUGUGCGUUUCCUUCUUCUUUUCUGUCGUCGCGGACGUUCUCGCUCCUUCCACCUCGUUCCCGUCGACCGUCGACCCCCUCCUCCCCUUUCCCCGCGUCCACGUCGUAGGGCGGCUGCGCCAAGAAAGGGGUUGGUUGAGGCGCAAGGUUCCCGACCCCGGCGGCGCGGAGCCGUGCGAGAUCCUCCUCCUUCCUCCCGCCGCUCUGGUCGCCCGACGAACCAAAUGCGCACACACGAUUCGCCAUCAUCAUCAUCUCUGACGCUGCUUUCUUUGAACCUCCACUACUACUAGUAGUCCCACCUGCCCUUUCUCCGCCGCUGCUGCGUUGGCGAAUUUCAAGUUUUCCCCGAGCAUUGACUGGAUUACAGCCCAAAUCAGUUUUGGUUUUAAUUAAUGCGGCCAAACUCCAUAACGUGCGUCGGUGUCACGUGCACUGUUUUGAAUGAAAACAUGCCCGUUUCGUUGCAAAUUUUUUUAACCGCCAAGUAAAAUACUGCACGAAGCUGUUUUUUUGGGUGUUGAUUGACACGGUAAACCGUGCGUGUGAGGGAGAAUCCAGAGGAUCGGAGCUAGGGAUCGAGCUUCGGCACAAAAUUACCGGACUACCCUUCCGCUCGCCCCCUUUUCUGUCGCAUCCCCUCGCGACUCACGCCUCCUCUCCACACUUCGCCGUCCCCACGAACCGCCUCCCUCCCUCCCGUCGCGUCUCCCAAACUCCCUGGCGGCGGCGGCGGCGGCGGCACCGCUGCUCCUGCCGAGGCUCCGGCCAUCCCCAUCCAGAUGGACAGCCAUAAUUCUACACUGCUCCAUGUUCCUGAAGUAACCAUGGACAUCUCAUCCGCUUCUGGAGCAGCUGGGAACAAAGUUUGCAGAGGUGCUGCUUGCGACUUUUCUGACGCCAGUAACACCUCGAAAGAUUCAAAGGAGAGGUCUGCAUCCAUGAAGAAGCUCCUAAUUGCUGUGAUCCUUUGUGUUAUAUUCAUGGCGGUUGAAGUGGUUGGAGGCAUCAAAGCAAACAGUCUUGCAAUCUUGACUGAUGCUGCCCAUCUCCUUUCGGAUGUUGCAGCCUUUGCCAUAUCUUUGUUCUCCCUAUGGGCAGCUGGUUGGGAAGCGACACCUCAGCAGUCAUAUGGAUUUUUCCGUAUAGAGAUUCUUGGGGCAUUGGUUUCCAUUCAGCUUAUAUGGCUCCUUGCUGGCAUACUUGUCUACGAAGCUAUUAUGAGGCUCAUUAAUGAAAGCGGCGAGGUACAGGGCUCCCUCAUGUUUGCUGUAUCAGCUUUUGGUUUGUUUGUUAACAUCAUAAUGGCAGUGUUGCUUGGUCAUGACCAUGGGCACGGUGGACAUGGGCACAGCCAUGGACAUUCACAUGACCACGAUCAUGGUAACUCAGAGGAUGACCAUUCCCAUCAUGGAGAUCAUGAGCAGGGCCAUGUACAUCACCAUGAGCACAGCCAUGGUACUUCUAUUACCGUUACAACUAAUCAUCACUCUCAUUCGAGCACUGGACAACAUCAGGAUGUUGAGCAACCAUUGCUUAAACAUGAUGGUGAUUGUGAGAGUGCCCAGCCUGGAGCCAAGCCUGCUAAGAAGCCUCGUCGCAAUAUCAAUGUUCACAGUGCCUAUCUGCAUGUAAUUGGGGACUCCAUCCAGAGCAUUGGCGUAAUGAUUGGAGGGGCUCUCAUCUGGUACAAGCCCGAAUGGAAGAUUAUUGAUCUCAUAUGCACCCUCAUCUUCUCUGUGAUUGUACUGUUCACCACAAUCAAGAUGAUCCGGAACAUACUUGAGGUCCUUAUGGAGAGCACGCCCCGCGAGAUUGAUGCCACCAGGCUUGAGAGUGGUCUCCGUGAGAUGGAAGGUGUGAUUGCUGUCCAUGAGCUGCACAUCUGGGCUAUCACAGUGGGGAAGGUGCUCUUGGCAUGCCAUGUGACGAUCACGCAGGAUGCGGAUGCUGAUAAAAUGCUUGACAAGGUCAUUGGGUACAUCAAGGCAGAGUACAACAUCAGUCAUGUGACCAUUCAGAUUGAGCGAGAGUAAGGCACAUGUCAGGUAGUUGGGGAUAAAGGUGUGUGCCUGUUAACGGUCUAUCAUCUUAAUGCCGGUUAAUGUUAGACUUGCACUUGCAAAGGCGUUGCAGGUUCAUCUAGCUGUUGCCUUUGGUGCUGGAGAAAUAUUAUAUGUACGCGUUUUCGUUAGCCCAUUAGUUGAAUGAACUAUUAAUCGGGUGGUGCAGUUGUUUGUAUUCACAUGGAUGCAAUUUCCAGACAAUUUUUGAGCCCCUUGUGAGUUUAUCAACCUGCAUGUGUAGUUUCAGCGACACCCUUUCUUAGCACUUUAUGUAAAGAUCUGCUAUGGUUAUGGACAGUGGGUAUGGAUGUUAUCCAGUUUCUGUUCGCUUUA
Molecule: messenger RNA, 2444 nt
Organism: Triticum urartu
Lineage: Eukaryota; Viridiplantae; Streptophyta; Magnoliopsida; Poales; Poaceae
Product: metal tolerance protein 1
Biological process (GO): zinc ion transmembrane transport
Cellular component (GO): vacuole; plasma membrane
Molecular function (GO): zinc ion transmembrane transporter activity
Source: RefSeq, a predicted model, not a curated record